This is a messenger RNA of Branchiostoma belcheri (Belcher's lancelet), 2085 nucleotides long. RefSeq lists its product as uncharacterized. Bases 47 to 1672 code for a protein of 541 amino acids. Gene Ontology annotation, biological process: SCF-dependent proteasomal ubiquitin-dependent protein catabolic process. Gene Ontology annotation, cellular component: SCF ubiquitin ligase complex. The transcript is spliced from 4 exons. The record is from RefSeq and is a predicted model, not a curated record. Lineage: Eukaryota; Metazoa; Chordata; Leptocardii; Amphioxiformes; Branchiostomatidae.
GUCAUUGCUCAUUGGUGGCUUUUGGGUCACGAGAUGUCAAUGACCCAUGAUACGGGUCAAGCACAGGAUUUUUGCAACACCCCAAGAAUUUGUCACAACAAACGUCGAUUUUGAGAGGCGUUCGAGGAUGCCUUUGUUGAAGUGCCCGCGGACGCUGCAGACGUCGUGCCUUGACGCGGUGUGCAGACUGCCCCAGGAGGAGUGGGACAGGCCACACAUCGCCACAUGGCUACCUAAAAUCAUCAGUGGCAUAAACCAGCCACACAACCUCAGUGCAAACCUGUACCAGGCAUUGCUCAAUCACCUGAUCCAGUCAGAGCAGCUGCAGUCCUGGCACCUGCACUAUGUGGCCCAUGAGAGUGUAAGGUGUCUGCGGCUGGAUAAAUGUCGUAACGUCCUUGACAAUGAUUCUGCCUUGCUCAUCUCUCUCCACUGCCGAAACCUGCAAGAUAUCUACAUCAACUCAUGCAAACAGCUGCCGUUGUUGGGUGUCAGCUUCUUGUGUCAUCAUCCCAGCUUGACCAUUCUGGACAUUACUGGUACCAAAGCAAACGACGAGACCAUGGCAAUACUGGCAAAUGGAUGCCCAGAACUCCAAAAGCUGGACAUGUCAAGCACAGAAGUCACAGACAUCGGCUUAUUUGAGCUGUGUGGUCUGAGGGAGUCGGGGACGGGGUGCAAGAAGCUCUAUCGACUCAUAAUACACAGCAUUCAAGUCACCCUCUUUGGUCUGUCCUACGUGAUAAAGGCUUUGAAACAGCUAAAGCAGUUGGGCACAGAUCUGAACACCGGUCUAGUCCUGUAUGGCAUUUACCACGACUACCUUAUGUACAACCUUCCCUUGAAUCCUCUCAAGCUGGACUAUGUCAGCUUUUCUUCACGUCACAUGCUUGACUCCUUGCCAGUGCCUGCUUCAUACAUCAAGGCCCUGAGGAUAUGCCCCAAUCUGACAGGUCUGGUGCUACGUUCAGCCAUGCUAGCAAACAUUGACGAAGAGAUUUUGCAAAGUCUUACCCUGCUGAAAACUCUGGAGGUUGAGGAGGAUGAGUACCGAGAGCACACGUUUCAGACAGUAGUCGUUCCCUUCCUGAGUAGAAUUGGUGCCAAGAUGGAAGAUCUCACAUUCACCGGUUUCUCCGAUGUGGACCUGUUAGCAGUCUCAAUCCACUGUCCUAAGGUGGAUAUUUUAACACUAGAGAAUACACAGGGUUUUGCCGAGCAGCCAGCCCAGCAAGUGAAUGAUUCUGCUUUUCAAAAUCUUAAAUCAUUCUUUGUUGAGAUUGCUUAUGAGGAGCUACAAGAGCCGAUCCGGUACCAGCUCGGCCACGUGCUGAAAAACGCACCGAACGUAUCGAUCCUGCACCUGUGGGGCGUGGACUGCAUCACAGAUGACUUCAUGACUGACGUGAUGAAGCACAACAAGUUCGAGUUUCUCAGGAGCUUGCGGCUGAUCGACUGUCCCAGCGUCACACGGAAAACCGUUGAGGCCUUGAUGAAUGCAGAGAACCGCUUCGCCGAGUUGAUCGUGGAUUCCUGCGACAAACUGAAGAAGACAGACCUGGAAGAGUUAAAGAAGCUGGCAAAGAGUAAAAAUCUUUCCCUGACUGUAAUACAAGGCUGGGGUAAACCAGAGGAAGCUAACAAUGAAGAAGCACAGUGGUUAGCAAUGUAGGUUGGCUCGACGUGUUUGACUUGAUCUCCAGAUUAGAAUUUUCCAGCUUUCUCAAGAAAAUGCACUUUAGUGCACUCAAAAUUAAUAUUAUUGGAGCGCUAGCUGUGCACCUGAUUUUUUACUGUGUGCACCAGCAUAUUUGUGUACAUGUAGGGUUAUUUUUAUGUUUAUUAUGAUUUUACACUAGUAUAAAGCAUGAUAUUUAAGGUCAGAAAAAAGAAUAAAACCUUUGUAUUAGAUCUACUUGUUUGUAAGUUAAAGUUAUUUCAAAGUUAGGUACUAGAUGUAGUAGUAGAUAACUUCAGAUUUAAGUUCUGACUCAGGAUUGUUAUGUUGUACAUGUACAUCCAUUUUUUUCCAUUCAUACUUUUCCCUUGAUAUCACAUCACAGAAAUAAACAUUCCAAUAACAAC